UCGAAAGUUGGAAAGGGGUGCUUCUCAAUGGAAGGCAACGCGCCGGUGCCAAGAGUGGGGGUGGUGGUGUUCGUGAUUAAUGGGAAAAGCGUUCUGUUGGGGAAGCGGCGCGGCUCCAUCGGCGACUCGUACUUCGCUCUCCCAGGCGGCCACCUUGAGUUUGGGGAGAGCUUUGAGGAAUGUGCGGUUAGAGAGGUGAAGGAGGAGACGGGUCUAGACAUCGAGAAGAUCGAGUUCUUAACGGUCACCAAUAAUGUCUUCCUGCAGGAAGCUAAGCCCUCUCAUUAUGUUAUCAUAUUCGAGCGAGCAGUGUUGAAGGAUACCCUGCAGUCGCCCCAGAACAUGGAGCCCACCAAGUGUGACGGUUGGGAUUGGUACGAUUGGAAUCACCUCCCAGAACCGCUCUUUGGACCUUUGGAGACCCUGGUGAAGAGUGGCUUCAAUCCUUUACCACUCGGUGAAACCUGAUGGAACUAUGCAACAGAA
Messenger RNA from Telopea speciosissima, 486 nucleotides. RefSeq names its product nudix hydrolase 1. Bases 28 to 468 code for a protein of 146 amino acids. The record is from RefSeq and is a predicted model, not a curated record. Gene Ontology annotation, cellular component: cytosol. NCBI's taxonomy places the organism in Eukaryota, Viridiplantae, Streptophyta, Magnoliopsida, Proteales, Proteaceae. Gene Ontology annotation, molecular function: 8-oxo-7,8-dihydrodeoxyguanosine triphosphate pyrophosphatase activity. Gene Ontology annotation, biological process: dGTP catabolic process. The transcript has 3 exons.